Messenger RNA from Staurois parvus, 355 nucleotides. Lineage: Eukaryota; Metazoa; Chordata; Amphibia; Anura; Ranidae. The record is from the annotation of a GenBank genome assembly.
CGGGUCAUCAGGCUGGAUCACGAACACCGGGUCAUCAGGCUGGAUCGGAUCAUCAGGCCGGAUCGGGCCAUCAGGCUGGAUCACGAACACCGGGGCAUCAGGCUGAACAAUGGAAGGAGGGUCCUCAGACAGCAGGCUGACGGUUUGGAUACUGGUAGGAUGGUACUGGUUGGAAAGAAUUUUCGCUUCUUCUUGGGUUUAGUUACUGGAGCACUGUAAGUAAAUGCAGGUCUGUAAACGGAUGGAGCAGCUGAAGACAGGGAAGAGCCGGAGGAUGGAACAAAGGAGGGAGCAGUUGCUACAGAGGGCUUCUUUACCGGGCAAAAGGCAGGAUAGGUGCAGCGAGUGGGAGCAG